Messenger RNA from Aspergillus aculeatus ATCC 16872, 957 nucleotides. RefSeq lists its product as uncharacterized. The transcript has 2 exons. The record is from RefSeq and is a predicted model, not a curated record. Gene Ontology annotation, molecular function: oxidoreductase activity, acting on the CH-OH group of donors, NAD or NADP as acceptor. The coding region runs from base 1 to 957 and encodes 318 amino acids. NCBI's taxonomy places the organism in Eukaryota, Fungi, Ascomycota, Eurotiomycetes, Eurotiales, Aspergillaceae.
AUGUCUCUUGUUCUGAUUACCGGUGCUACCGGUUUCAUCGGCUCCCAGGUGGUCUGGGAUGUACUGAAAGCUGGCUAUCGCGUGCGCUUGGUCGUCCGUCGUGCUGAGCAGGCGACCAAGCUCGAGCGGAUUUACGACCGCUACUCAAAGGAGUUAGAGUUUGCUGUCGUUCCCGACUUGACAAUUGAUGGAUGCUUCGACAAGCCACUACAGGGAGCGGAUUAUGCCUUGCACCUGGCCUCUCCAUUGCCUGGUGCCGGGGAUGAUCUCUUAAGCCCUGCUGUACGAGGAACUGUUUCGAUCCUGCAUUCUGCGCUCAAGGUGCCAAGCAUCCAGAAAGUUGUCGUGACUGCCUCGGCGUUAUCAAUCAUUCCGUUGGGGCCAACUAGAGAUGGAUUGAUUGUCAAAGAAACGACGGAUGUUGAAGAUGUCGACCCAGCCCAGGUUGCUUCGUGGAACCCAUUGGAACAGUAUCAUGCCAGCAAGAUCGCGUCUUACAAAGCGACGCUGGACUUUGUGCGUGACCAACAUCCCAAAUUUGAUGUGGUUACUCUGCAUCCGGUCUUUGUCUUCGGCCACAAUCACGCACAGGAAUCAGCCGAUCAGCUGGGCGGCACUUGUGGCAUGCUGUACCAGGCAAUCACAGCGGGGAAGCUAUUCGCCAGUCAGUACCGGGGUGUUCAUGUUCACGAUGUUUCUGCUGCGCAUGUAAAGGUUUUGGAUAGCUCUAUACAGGGACUGCAGUCAUUUUUGUUGGCCGCACCACCGAGAUCAUGGGCAGAUGUUGAGGCUUUUGUUCGUCAACAUUAUCCUGAUCUGCCCAUCGGUAUCCAGGCCCGAGAAGGACCAAGCUAUGUGCUCGACACAUCAAAGGCCGAGAGAGAGCUGGGGUUGACAUGGAAGGGAAUGGAAGAACAAGUGAGCGAUGUGAUUAACCAGCAGUUGGCUUUUAAAUGA